This is a messenger RNA of Aureobasidium subglaciale EXF-2481, 2163 nucleotides long. RefSeq lists its product as uncharacterized. The coding region runs from base 1 to 2163 and encodes 720 amino acids. Gene Ontology annotation, cellular component: mRNA cleavage and polyadenylation specificity factor complex. Lineage: Eukaryota; Fungi; Ascomycota; Dothideomycetes; Dothideales; Saccotheciaceae. The record is from RefSeq and is a predicted model, not a curated record. The transcript has 2 exons.
AUGGCUGCACAUGGCAAUGUCGCCGACACAAUCAAGCAGCUCAAUGCUGCUCGGAAUCUUGCUCUCGCCGAUCCCGCUCUCUACCCUCAAGUCGUUCCUGGCCUGCUUAGAAUCGUGGGUGCCGACGCCAUACUCGAGCUGAGAAGAUGGGGUGCCGACUUCUUCGCCGAAACCUUUGCAUCUCCCGUCCUUGCCCAGGAACAUAAGCAGACUCUGGCUCUACAAGUCCUAGACACACUCAAAGCCUUCCUCGAACGACCAAACGAAGAUACUGCCGUCAUCAAGAGCGUCGUCCAAACCGCUGCGAGCAUCUACCCUUUUGUCUUCCGCCAGAUCGUAACGAAUCCACAAGAUGCCUCUCCCUGGCAGAAGAUGGCCGCCGUCAAGUCGAGCAUCCUGCGUAGAAUGCACAACGCUCCUCCUGGUAUCCACAUCUGCUCGGUCAAAUUCAUCCAGAGAGUCGUUCAGGUCCAGACCCCUGGCUUGAUCGCUGAUCCAAGGCGUCCUGAACAGAAUGAAAUCUCUCUUGCGCUAGUCCCUCGCGAUCACCCCAUCGUGACUCCCUCGACCUUGGAAGCCGAAGCUUUGGGCUUGCUCGACAGGUUGCUGGGUGUAUUGCAGGACAACAGCACCGAUGCCCUGCUUGUGACCGCUACCUUGAACAGUCUUGGAUCUCUGGUCAAGACCCGCCCUUCUGUCGCCAACAAGAUCAUCUCAACCGUCCUCAACUACAAUCCCUUCAAACUCGCCACCUCGUCUCCUGUCUCUCCGACUCACAAGGUUAUGAUCAGAUCCAUGACACGCACAACAACGGCCUUCCUGUUGAACAUUAUCAAGAAGAACCCCAAUCACCCUCUUGCUGGUCGCAUCCAACAAUGCAUCGAAAGACUUAGGCACACGCUCAUAGAAGUGUUUGACGAGUCAAGUCGCAAGAGAGCAGCACCUACUGAACCAACGGAUGGCCUCUCCGAUGCAAAGCGACAGCGUCUAAAUGCACAGAUGCCGCAGCCCGCUCCUCCGACCUCCCAAAUCCCACCGUUACCGCAGGGGCUUGUUAGUCUUGCCCAACUAUUCACCCUUACGCAUGAUCAAGGUCUGAGAAGCUUUGACGUGAAUGUGAUUCCUUCCAAUGUUGUUUUGAGCAUCGUGGCACCCUUGCUGAAGUCGAUAGACAAAGUCAAGAUGGAUGCUGCUAUCAAUGCUGUUCAAGCGAGGUACUUGUCGUUGGCUGCGAGACCUGCCACUGCUUCAAGCGUUGCUCGAGCCGUGACGGGUACUGGCCCUGUUCAGGCGGAUGAAGACGAGGACUAUGAGCCUGGUGUCGAGAGCACUGAUCAAGUCAUGAACACCCUCGACCAAGCUCCACCUGAAGACGACCAGGCUCCUGUGUCUUUGGGACCAUUCAAUCUACCUCCACCACCACCACUGACUGCGGAACAGACUGUAGAGUACAGCAAAGGAGCAGUCGACCGCGUUUUCAGCACACUGUCUGCAAUGGAGUCAAUUGCACCAAGCAAAGCACAGAGGCCAGGGUUCAAUCGUCUCGCCGCAACAACUCACGACCGAGAUGGUUUGAUCACUCUCAUCACUCGUCUUGCCACUCGUGCUCCUGCCGGGCUGGAUGAAAGCAAACUCAAACUCGAAAACGGAAGCUUGUCGACAGGCAGCUUCUCAUUGAAUGAUGCCAUACGAGAUACAUUAUACCUGUACGUUGUUAAUGACUUUAGAAAGCGUAUCGACAUUGGUAUUUCCUGGCUCAAUGAGGAGUGGUACAACGAUCGCAUACAGAAGCAGCAGAAUGAGGAGGCGGAAUACAUCCCAGAGCAUUACGACAAAUGGAUGCUCAAGAUUCUUGAUGGCAUCGUACCUUUCCUGGACGCUAAGGACAAGCUUCUCAUCAGAUUUCUCUCAGAAAUUCCCAGCAUCAAUCAAGAUGUUCUCAAGCGGGUUGUCAGGCUUGCGAAGGAUCCUGAGAGAGUGCAAUUAGCGGUGCAAGCUCUAUAUUACUUGGUACUUCUUCGACCUCCAGCACGAGAGAUGGCUCUCGAUGCUCUAGAAGAUCUCUACAAAAACUACGAUGAGUCGCGACCGCAAAUAACGAAGAUCAUGCCCAGAUUCCGACCAGAGGCCUUCCAGAAACUCCAAGAGACCGUGACAACGUAG